AUGGCGUUGACGGACGAGGAGGACGCCGGGUCCUUCGACAUGUUCAAUUGCAGCAGCGACCUCAGCAGAGACUGCUACGCCUCGAUGCACACCCCUCCACCGACACGGUCGGUGCCUCUGAGCGAGUCAACUCUCCAGCCACCGAGCAACUGGACAGUGCUGUCUUCGCUGCGCCAUACGGCCGUUCUAGGAGAGCAGAAGGCCAAGAUGCCGCUGCUGGUCCGCAUCCGUGGCGUGCGCGUGUUGACUGGAGCUGCUGCGUUCGUGAUGGUGCUACUGCUGGUGGUCGGGAUCUUCUCGGGUGGCGUUCCGGUCGGCUCACGCGACUCGGUGGCGUCGGUGGGCACGCUCAACGAAUACAACUUCUACACGGGCACGGCUGCUGCCAUGCUGGCCAAGCCGUUCGAGAUGGCGCUCGCGUUCUUCGUACCUGUGUUGAGUCUCGUGCUCUCGCCGAGGAACAGCCUGCAGAACGAGUCGGUGACCUGGAGAGCUCUGCUUUUCUGUGGCCAGGGGACUCUUGCAGCGGUACUCACUGGAGCGUUCAGCACGCUCAACGUGCAGCAAUUGGAGCCGCUCGUGGUGCCCGUGAUCGUCGCCUCCGACCUGUCGUCAUCUUUGGCUCUGCCCGGAUCGACACCUACCAGUAAUGACCUGGCGUUUGCGCUGCGAUCCACAGAUGAUACGCUGCUGCGGACUGCGAUGCUACCCGUGUACGUGAAGUCGAGUGAAAGCCGCUGCCAAGGGCGUGGAGGCUGGCCGAACAUCGCCACAACCUACGCUUUCUUUGCCAACGACUGGCUGAUCGACUUGUUGCCGAAUGGACGUGAAGCAGAGUUCUCACUGCACACGAAGAUCGACGAGGUUUCGAGUGGUGGCAGCACAAAUCGAACAGUACCGAGCUCGUCUCUCGAGGGCUUCAACGCGACUCUGUCGGGUAAUUUGUUGCUGUACGCGAUGUUCUUCUCGCAGACUUUGCUGGCUUGGGAAGGACUCUCCUACCUCGAGAACAACUCGCUGGCCGAUUUUCAAACAGAAGUCGCGUCAUGGCGCGCAGUGGAAGAAGACAUUUCCGACCUCGACUUCCAACUUGCAGCCAGCACAAUGCUGCAGAAGACGCUCGGCGAGCAGUCCUUGCGUAGCGGGCUGGCGUUCGACACGGAUGUAGCCUCCUUCAACGUUUCGCACAUGGCGCUUUCUGCCGACAUCGACUACGAUGCUGUCACGAUCGAGAUCCCUUUUGACGAGCGCGCCAUUGGCGACAACGGGUCGACUGCAGCAACGACAGCAUCUGGUUCAACGUCCGCAUCGAGCUCGAGCUCGUCUCUUCUCUACAAGCUCAGCCCCAUUACAGACUGCGGUGCGACGGCGUGUUUGAUCCCGCCACCCGCGGAUUCCUUCUCGGCGACGGCGGUGCUGGGAGACGCAGACUACUCGCAGUGGAAUGUUGAGCCCCAGAUCCAGGCCUUCGCGGCCUGCAUCUUCGAUGACGGCACCGAGUACAUGACGAGGGGCUAUCUGCACGGCACCAGUUGCGCUCGUCGCUCCACGACGUCCUUCCUGGUCUACAGCUUCGCUCGUCGGGUAGUCGCGGACGAUGUGACAGUCGAGCUGUCGACCUCAACCAAUUCCUCGCGCGUUGUCACCGUGACAAAUCUUCAACGCUACCACACAAUCACCUUGGGGCGUUUGACCUGGAACACGAAAGACUUGGCCAGCGAGUUCAACGCGACGUGCGGGGCCGACGGUUCCGACACCUGCACGGGGAUCAGCAUUCCACUCGACAAUGCCAAUUCAUCGACUGCUAGACACCUGAUCGUUGGCGAAAACCACCUCCCAGUCGAUUCGCUCGGCGAGUUCGACGGUCUCUACUCGCGAUGGACGCCGCUGGCCAUGAUAACGACGCCAAGCGACAUACAGGGCGACCUAUUGUUCAAGCGCAACGUCCGCCGCGACCAAGACGACGCAUGGCAAGACCUCGACGGUCAAUGCUCGACCAGCGUGGACGUGUUCGCAGCGCAGGUGGAGCAGAACCGCUGGUGCAUGGGCUUCGGCCUGCAGGAGUCGUACACCGCCGCGCUGUUCCUGCUUUUCCAGAACGCCGUCGUGCGCGAGGAGAAGCAGAGCGUGGACGGAUCUCGAACGCUCGACUUCGCCGGCAGUGGCAUGCGCGUGACACUGGAAGCGCAGAUCCCGUUCCCUUCGGCGCUGAUAUCCAUCGUCGGCAGCGCUUUCGUGCUCGCUGGGGCGGUGUGCAUCGCCGUCGUCGGGCGGCGCAAGGAAGGCGCGAUCCAGCGCGACCUGGGAGUGGAGGAGAUCGCCAAGGUGCUGCUCGUGGACCGCCGCUUCCCGAGGUUCUUCCUGGACUGCACGCUGGACGACCCGGACAGCCGCCGUCGCCGUCCGCUCCAAAGCUUCCACAUCACCGCGCUCGUGCUGCACCAAACAGACCCGCGAGCGAACAGCAGCAGCAGCAACAACAGCGGCGUCAACGAGGCGGGCGUCUUCAUCCGGUACCCGCCUCACGCGUGA
Messenger RNA from Phytophthora sojae, 2532 nucleotides. RefSeq lists its product as hypothetical. The record is from RefSeq and is a predicted model, not a curated record. The transcript has a single exon. Bases 1 to 2532 code for a protein of 843 amino acids. Lineage: Eukaryota; Oomycota; Peronosporomycetes; Peronosporales; Peronosporaceae.